Messenger RNA from Lobosporangium transversale, 1084 nucleotides. Its product is annotated as Gti1/Pac2 family-domain-containing protein. The record is from RefSeq and is a predicted model, not a curated record. The transcript is spliced from 5 exons. Gene Ontology annotation, molecular function: DNA binding. NCBI's taxonomy places the organism in Eukaryota, Fungi, Mortierellomycota, Mortierellomycetes, Mortierellales, Mortierellaceae. Bases 123 to 1067 code for a protein of 314 amino acids.
CCUCAUCAGACGCUAACAGAAUCUCAUUUCCUCAUCCAUUCACCUUUCUCAUCUGCAGUCCCUCCAAGAGAGUUUUCCAAUCAACCCUAUCUGUUUAAAACCUGGUCCUUAUCAGAUUUAUUAUGAGUAUUGUCGAGACAUUUCACGGUUAUGUCGAGACGACCCAAGACACACUCCUUAUCUUUGAAGCGUGUCGUCGAGGCCUUCUGCCUCGCAUUUGUCGCCGCCUUCAGGAGAAAGAGCGCCGUAUAGUCCAGUCGGGAACCGUCUUUGUCUUUGAUGAGCGUGAAUCGGGUAUUAAACGUUGGACUGAUGGUCUUAUCUGGUCACCCUCGCGAAUCCUUGGGAACUUUCUAGAAGGAUACCCGCCUUCCGAGCGAGCCUCCCGCUCUAGUCCAAGUGACAUAGAGUCUGCGGUCGAAAAAAGCAAGGAACGCGCGCUUGUUGGAUCUCUAACGAAUUCUUAUCACUUCAAGAAAAACGGUUUGAUCAAGAAGACCAUGUCCAUCGUUGUCAAUGGUGUCCCUCAGCAUAUGAUCUCGUACUAUUCCAGGGAAGACGUUCUAGGAGGGAGACUUCGUACUCCUUCGUCUGUGCCCGAGUUGCAACCAUAUGAACUCCUUAACAAGCCUGGAUCAUCUGCUCAAAAUCAACACUCUAGGCCUGUUAGCGGGUCCUUUGAGCACACAGUCGGCCCAAAUAAUGAUUUCUCACCUGUUACCUUUGGCCACAAUAAUUUGAAUCUAAGAAUCGAGACAGAUAUUACAGAGAGAUUUUGGGCUUACAAUGGGAUAUCAGUCUCCAGUCCAACGAGCGGCGCUAAUACAUUUGGUGGCGCUCCCUCGGAUAUUAAUAAUAACCACUCUCAGAUGCCACAGCAGCCACAGCAUACACAUCAGCAGCAGCAGCAUCACCAGCACUAUCAAAAUACACAGCCACCGCCAAGUACGCAAGGCUGGAGUGACUUUAAUUACCCAUCUUAUUCUACAACGACUGCCCCUGCUAGCUUAGGACCCACUAUGGAUCAUCCCAGCCAGCAACGUGGUCCACGCAACGACUCUUCUUGAUAUACAAAACCACGUGG